CGUUGUUGACAAGUGGACUAUAAAAUAUACCGGCUGUGUUUGAUUUUAAAUGUGUGUUUAUAUCUAAAAAAUUAACUAAAUCCGUCCUUAAUUAUUGAUCAUUUGUGCAGUUACCUACUUAUAAUAAAUAUAAGAACUUCUUAAUUUAAAUCCGAACCUAUAUUAAGUUCCUUGCAAAGCCGUUGAGGUCUUAAAAUGUCAGAUUCUGAACCGCCUGCAUCGCAAGAAGAAUCACAAGGGGAGGAAGAAGAAAUAGAGGAUGUAGAAGAAGUAGAAGAAGUUGAAGAUGCAGAAGAUGUAGAAGUAGAAGAAUUAGAGCAAGGACAAAAGCAGUUGAAUGAGAAGGAGGAUGCUUCAAAAGAUGAUGAACCUAUUUUAAACGAAAGCCUCAUGAGCAUGGAGAAAAUGGACAGAUCUUCUCCCGAAUUAUGGCCAGAGCAAAUCCCCGGAGUCACCGAAUAUGUAUCAGCUCAUAUGUCAUCUCACUCAAAUAAUAGCACAUUACCAGUUUGGCUGAGUCCCUUAACCUCUGAAGAUAUCGAUUUAAUGCACAGGCUUGCAACACACUCGACUAGAGGUUUAAUUUCAGAAAUAAAAACACUGCAUGAUUUAGCCUACCAACUAGGCGUUGAGGAAGCAAGAGAAAUGACUCGGGGAAAAUAUUUAAAAAUAUUUUCUUAUAAACCUUCAUAAUGAUAACUAAAAAAAAAUCAGAUUUUAACUAGAUAGUGUAUAAAUUAGAUAAUUAUUGUAACAGCUACGCAAUAUGUAGAUAUUUAUUGAUGUAUGUAUAUAAGUU
Ctenocephalides felis (cat flea) is the source of this 799-nucleotide messenger RNA. RefSeq names its product protein lin-52 homolog. The record is from RefSeq and is a predicted model, not a curated record. Gene Ontology annotation, biological process: regulation of DNA-templated transcription. The transcript is spliced from 4 exons. NCBI's taxonomy places the organism in Eukaryota, Metazoa, Arthropoda, Insecta, Siphonaptera, Pulicidae. Gene Ontology annotation, cellular component: DRM complex. The coding region runs from base 196 to 693 and encodes 165 amino acids.